UAUAGUUAAAUGCCACGUAUUAUUCAUUUGCAAGCUAUGUAUGUAGAAUGUCUCGAACAUUUUUCUCUUCAUCGUGACAUUGGUUCUUGAUCAAAAUAAUAAUUAUAAUCAUAGAAUUUAUAGUCAUUCUAAUAUAUUGAUGCAUAUAUAAGUACAAUGACUUCUACGAAACAGUUCAAACUCCUGUUUUGUGCUCUCGGCAUUUUUGUAUGUUAUUUUCAUUUUGUUUUCUUCCAAUGUUUAAUUAAUUAUUUAUUUGCCAAGACAAGUUUAUUAACAAUCAUGAAGCAGGACGAAGAUACUACUCCAAAAACUUAUUAUGCGCUUUCUGCUUUAACUUAUUUACUUGCUAUGGUAUGUAGUAAUAUGGCAUUACAAUUUGUUAGUUAUCCAACACAAGUUAUUGGAAAAGCUGGCAAACCGAUUCCUGUAAUGAUACUUGGUGUAUUAUUGGGAAAUAAGGUUUAUCCAGUAAGAAAAUAUUUGUUUGUCUUCUUGGUAGUCAUCGGAGUAGCUUUAUUUAUGUAUAAAGAUGUCAAUCCAUUAAAAAAGCAUUCAGAGGGACAAACAGUCAUUGGAGAAUUAUUAUUAUUACUUUCAUUAACAAUGGAUGGUUUAACUAGUGCUGUACAAGAAAGAAUGAAAUCUGAACAUAAUUCUAAAUCUGGCCAUAUGAUGUUGAAUAUGAAUGGCUGGUCUGUGAUUUUUAGUGGCAUAGUCAUUAUAGCUUCAGGAGAACUUUUAGAAUUUGUUGAAUUCUUACAUAAAUAUCCUUCUACUAUAUGGCACAUAGCUACUUUUUCUAUAGCAGGAGCAUUUGGACAAUAUUUCAUAUUUCUUACUGUUGCAGAAUUUGGUCCAUUACCAUGUUCCAUUAUAACUACAACUAGAAAAUUCUUUACAGUUUUAGGUUCAAUACUUAUUUUUGGUAAUAGCUUGACUUCUAAACAAUGGAUGGGCACAUUAAUAGUAUUUUCGGGAUUAUUCCUAGAUUCUAUGUAUGGUAAAGAUAAAUCUCCCAGAAAAGAUACAACGAAAUAGCAAAUGAAUGCAAGCAUAUUAAUCAAAAGAUUUUAAUUUAUCAAAUGAUAUAAUUUUAUAUCAUAAUGUUUGUAUAUAUAUUAUAUGUUGCAUUAUAUUUUACAAAUAUUAUAAAAAUACUUUAACUUUAUUUCAUUUGAUAUCAGUGUAUGAUUAAAUGUAUAUUUAAGAACAAAAUUUUGAAGAUAAAAUCAUAAAUUAUAUAUUUACAUAAUAUAUUUUGUAUGUUAUACAUGUAUAAUACAUAUAAAUAUAUCCUUGCAUGUAUUAAGAAAUAUAUAUAUAUAUAUAUAUAUAUAUAUAUGUAUGUAUUUUAUUCAUUUGGAUAACAUUACAUACAUAUUAUAUUUAUAUAACAUUUGAGAUAUAACUGAUGAAGAAAUAGCAAGAUUGCAAUAUAAUAAGUAUUGAUUAAUGUUACUUCUUCAUCUUCUCUAAAAUUUUGUUAAUUUCUAUUUUAUAAAUCAAAAAAUGUAUAGUUUUGUGCUUGAAUAAAUUUUUUAUUUUGCUAUUUUAUCAUUAUAAGAUUUAUCAUAUGUAUAAGAAGAUAUAUGCGUCUUUUUCAUUGUCAUAUUAAUUUUAUUAAAAAAAUAGUUUUUUAAUUUUUUUUAGUGAUAAGUGAUAUUUAUAAUAAAAAAUAUAAAUAGUAUCAUAAUUAGUUAGUAUGAAAUAAAAGAGGAAUAUAAUCAUUCAAUUUACGAGAUUUAGUUUAUUUAUAUAAUUUAUAUACCUAAAUAUUUUUCUGUAUCAUUAUUAUUAUACAGAAUGUAUAAAAUCAGAAUAUAUAAAAAUGUAUAAAAUUAGUGUGCUUUACAUUGAAAUAUAUAAAUUGGCAAAAAGAAAUACGAAGUAUGGUAAAAUUCUGAUAGUAGGAAUUUCAGCAAUUUGAGAUUAUUAAAUGCGGAAUUAUUAAAUUAUAUUUUUAAUAUAAUAGAAUAAGAUAAAUAAUAUGAAAAAAACAAUUUUAGUUAAUGUAAUGCAAUUUGUAAACAAAAAUAAAAAAAUAUAAUAUAAAUAAUAAAAAUA
Molecule: messenger RNA, 2067 nt
Organism: Apis mellifera (honey bee)
Lineage: Eukaryota; Metazoa; Arthropoda; Insecta; Hymenoptera; Apidae
Gene: meigo
Product: solute carrier family 35, member B1
Biological process (GO): UDP-galactose transmembrane transport
Cellular component (GO): endoplasmic reticulum membrane; Golgi membrane
Molecular function (GO): UDP-galactose transmembrane transporter activity; UDP-glucose transmembrane transporter activity
Source: RefSeq, marked validated